This is a messenger RNA of Penicillium chermesinum, 951 nucleotides long. Its product is annotated as putative short chain dehydrogenase/reductase. Gene Ontology annotation, cellular component: endoplasmic reticulum. NCBI's taxonomy places the organism in Eukaryota, Fungi, Ascomycota, Eurotiomycetes, Eurotiales, Aspergillaceae. Bases 1 to 951 code for a protein of 316 amino acids. The transcript has a single exon. Gene Ontology annotation, molecular function: oxidoreductase activity. The record is from RefSeq and is a predicted model, not a curated record.
AUGGACCUCGGAAGCUGGACAACCCCCUUGGCUUAUGUCGGCCUGGCUUCGACCGCGUACAUUGCGUACAAAUUUAUCAGUUCUGCAGCUAUCUAUCUCCUGCCAUCCACCCUCAUCAAAACUCACAAUUGCUCAGGCAAGAAUUGGGCUCUGGUAACCGGUGCAACGGACGGAAUUGGGUUCGGAUUCUGUGAAGAAUUAUGUUCACGAGGCUUCAACGUCAUUCUGCACGGACGCAGUCGCACAAAGCUCGAGAAGAGACGAGGCGAGCUGCAAGCGGACUUCCCGUCUCGCAAGAUCGGGAUUGUGGUCCUAGAUGUCUGCGAACUGGCAGCGGGCAUGAAUGGGCUAGCGCAAGACGUGCAGGCCAUUUUGACUGCCCAUGGCGGCGAUUUAACUGUCCUGGUGAACAAUGUUGGCGGCGAGACCUCCCCGUAUACAUGCCUGGAUGGGCUCAGCUUCGAUAGCGCCAGACAGACGAUCGAGAGGAAUGCGUCCGCCACCUUGCAGAUUACACGCGAGCUCCUACCACUUUUGGUGGCCGGAGAGCGGGGUGUGAUAUUGAACGUCUCAUCCAUCUCUGCGUACGGAAUGCCUUAUAUCAGUGUCUAUUCAUCUACAAAGGGGUUCAUCAACACUUUCACUCGGGCUCUGGAAGCCGAGUGCAAGGCAGAGAAACGCAAUGUGGAUGUCAUCGGGCUGACCGUUGCUGAAGUCAAUACCCCAGGACACCCUGUGCCACCGGGCCUGUUUCGUCCAACCCCUCGAGUUCUCGCAUCUGCGGGCUUGAACCGCGUUGGCUGUGGGCGUGUGAUGGCGUUCGCGUAUUUCCCGCAUUGGAUUCAAGGGCUUUCUCUGGACGUGCUGCCCCGAUCAUUCAUGAUGAAGAUCACAGCGGAGAGGAUGCAGGCGUUACAGAAGGAAACGGAGAGGGCAAAUAAAAAGCAAUAA